GGACUACAUAGUGGCACUGGCGGCCAGGGGGCAGCCUGGGCGGGGCCAGGGGGGGCUGCCGCAGCAGCAGGCGGGUGGCGAGCUGCCGGCUCCCGACCCCUGCCUGCCCCGCGGCGAGCUGGACCGCGCGGCUCUGCGGUUGCUGGGCGACUGGCGGGGCGGCGCGCUGGGGGCGUUUGCGCUGGAGCGGCCGGCGGACCUGGGGCGCAGGGAGCGGCGGGAGGAGAGGCUGCAGCAGCACCAGCGGCAGCAAGAGGCGGCGCUCGCCGACCCCAGCAGCCCUGCAGCAGCCGGGGCAGCAGGGACAGGCGGCACGCAGGCUGUUGUGCCGGGCUCCUGGGGUGGGGCUGCUGCUGCCGGUGCUGGAGGCGCUGCUGGGGGGGCCGCGGGGGAUGGCGG
Molecule: messenger RNA, 399 nt
Organism: Astrephomene gubernaculifera
Lineage: Eukaryota; Viridiplantae; Chlorophyta; Chlorophyceae; Chlamydomonadales; Astrephomenaceae
Source: the annotation of a GenBank genome assembly